Messenger RNA from Dothidotthia symphoricarpi CBS 119687, 1624 nucleotides. RefSeq lists its product as uncharacterized. The record is from RefSeq and is a predicted model, not a curated record. The coding region runs from base 280 to 1536 and encodes 418 amino acids. Gene Ontology annotation, cellular component: centrosome; replication fork; Rad51B-Rad51C-Rad51D-XRCC2 complex. The transcript is spliced from 2 exons. NCBI's taxonomy places the organism in Eukaryota, Fungi, Ascomycota, Dothideomycetes, Pleosporales, Dothidotthiaceae. Gene Ontology annotation, molecular function: four-way junction DNA binding; ATP-dependent activity, acting on DNA; single-stranded DNA binding. Gene Ontology annotation, biological process: DNA strand invasion; telomere maintenance; reciprocal meiotic recombination.
ACAGCCGCCAUGCAUCCCCCCCCAAGCCAACAAGUGUGAACCUAACCCAAGCUCGGAGGCUUCACCCUCCCACGCCAACCGCAUCCGUGAACCGGACCUAUCCCACAGCGCGUCACUCUUCCCCCAAAUCUGUCCGAGCGGGCAACUAUUCCACGGCGCCAACCAACGCCACGAUUCUGCGAUCGCUCUAUUCAUCGCGUCCGCUCUAAAAUAGCGGCGGAACGCGAUCUGCAUCGCUCGGAUCCCUGGGUCCCGAACCGCCUCGCCAUCGAAUACGACAUGACGUGCCGUGAAUUCCAAAUGGCCGCCCAGAGAUUUGCCGAACCGGUGCUUGCUGCGGAGCUGAUUGGCGAGGAAGAGCUGGAUGACUUGUUGGAGCGUGUUUGUGGGACUGGUGCUGGUGUGAGCCGCAGCGAUGUGUUGAGGGUGCUGGGCACGGGUGUGGAGAGUUUGGAUGGUGUGUUGGGUGGGGGGUUGCUUGGUGGACGGGUUGUGGGGGUUCAUUGCGAGGGGGGUGGGAGUGGGCAGGAGCUUUGUCAGACACUCCUCGUCAAUUCGCUGCUCACGUAUCACGACUCGACGGCGGCUGUUGUCGAUACGACGGGGAACUUUGAUAUCUUGAGGUUGUAUACGAUUAUCCUGUCUCGUUUGCAACAUGAUGCAACGCUCAUCGCUUCUUUGAAUUUGCCGACUACUACUCCGGACAGUGCGCAGGAAGUUGAAGAUGUAGCGGCUCAAGUCCUCGACCGUGUGAAGAUUAUGCGUGUCUUCGAUUUCGUCGGCGUCGUAGAGGCAGUUGGCGAGGUUAGAGAUGAGUGGGAAGGCAGAUCGUCGAGGAAUGACAUGGUGGAGAAGGAGAAAGAGGAUGUGGAGCCAAAGAAACCACCAAAGCGAACCAUGGUUCCGGACAGUGAAGACGAGGAAGAGGACGAAGAGAUGUUAUUCGACGUCACUGCACCCACUACGUCAGUCCAAGAACCAGGACCUGAACCUGAACCCGAGCCGAUCAACUCAAAAACCACUGAACAAGACCAAGACAGCAAGCCAGCCAGAACAAAGUUCAUCCUCAUCGACAACCUUCCCCACGUGCUCAACCCUCUACUGAAGAAGAACUUCGUCGAGGCAAACGCCCUGGCACACUCUUUCCUACAUUCCCUCACGCGCCUCACGAAGACGCACACCCUUCACACACUCCUCAUAAUCCCGACAACGCUCCCGCGCGCGCCCUCGCCAGUUAGGCCACACCAGGAACAACGACCACAGCAACCGCCCCCUCCGCCGAGUAUCUUCUCGAGCAACAAUGCGGUGCUGGCGUUGGGGAAUGUGCUGGGGCCGUAUGUGGAUUUGGGGGUAUUAGUUACGCGGGUGCCGAGACGUAAGGGAGAUGCUGGCGUAUUUUAUCGUGAAGGAGGGGCGAGAGGGAGAAAGUGUGAGAUGGUGGAUGUCAUGGAGAUUGUCAGUGAUCGAUGGGAGGCACGGGUUGGUGCGUGGGGAACAUUCUGCAAAGGCGAGACAGGGAUAAGGGCUUGUGUCUGAAGAGAAGAGUGAAAUCGAUGGUGUGGGGGAUGAUGUUGACGUUGGCUAGAUUUUUAUGUUUGAUACCCCAAUAACUUUUACUACUUCG